AUGAAAGACCGUCUCAGUGAGCUGCGUGAAUUUGCCAGGUUACACAACCAACAGUUUUCUGAUGAGGAUGAUGAGAAUUCAUCUCAGGAUAUUCUCAUUUAUGAGACCGAUUAUGCCUUGGAAAUUCUUCAUAACGACAUACAGAACAUCCGGACAGAAAACGACCACCUAAAAGAGGAUGUCAACCGGCUCAGAAAGCAAAAUACACGAUUCCUUACUUCCAUGCGCCGUCUUAGUAGCAUCAAACGAGACACCAAUUGUAUUGCCAGAGACAUUAAGGCCCGUGGAGAAGGCAUCCACAGGAAACUGCAGGUAAUGAGAGAUUUCUGUGAAGAUGCAGUAACGAAAUAUGGAGCUAUGUCUGUCAUUGCCAGGGUAGCAAAGAACCACUAUGUUGACCUCAUGCACACAUUUCAGAAUGCUAUGUUUGAUUACAAUGCAACAGAGAUGAAUCAACGGGAGAACUGCAAGAUUCGAAUUCAGCGGCAGUUGGAGAUCAUGGGCAAAGAUGUUUCUGGCAACCAGAUUGAAGAGAUGAUUGAGCAAGGCAAGUGGGAUGUCUUCUCCGAGAAUCUCUUGUCGGAUGUUAAAGGGGCUCGCUCCGCUUUGAAUGAGAUAGAGACACGACACAAGGAGCUGGUGAAGUUAGAAGGUCGCAUUAAGGAAGUUCACGAGCUGUUUCUGCAGGUGGCCCUGCUAGUGGAGGAACAGGCGGACACCUUUGAUGUUAUUGAGUUGAAUAUGCAAAAUGUUGAGGACUACGUAGGAGAUGCUAAAGACCAAGUGAAAAAAGCUUUGGAAUACAGAAGAAAACAUCCCCUCAGAACAAUCCUCUGCUGCUGCAUAUCAUGUUGCAGAAGGUGA
Molecule: messenger RNA, 864 nt
Organism: Acanthisitta chloris (rifleman)
Lineage: Eukaryota; Metazoa; Chordata; Aves; Passeriformes; Acanthisittidae
Gene: STX11
Product: syntaxin 11
Exons: 1
Coding region: 1-864 (287 amino acids)
Biological process (GO): exocytosis; intracellular protein transport; synaptic vesicle fusion to presynaptic active zone membrane
Cellular component (GO): synaptic vesicle; SNARE complex; plasma membrane
Molecular function (GO): SNARE binding; SNAP receptor activity
Source: RefSeq, a predicted model, not a curated record